GAAAAAACGUGUACUCAAUAAGUUACACCUUGUUUGUAUCGAAAAGCCUGUGAUCUUAUGUAAAAUAUUUAAUAACGCGUUAAAAAACAAUAAGUUCUCUCGGCAAAGGUGAAACGUCACACAGAAUUGUAUAAGCAUCCUGGGCUUAGUGUUUUUGUCUCUCCUCUCUCUCAUGAGCCGUAGAUUAUUUUAAUACCAAAAGAUUUAAAACGCCGUAAAAGUUGAACAAAUGAGUUCGAAAUUUGUAUCGGAAAGUGAAAUCUUGGAGCAGAGAAAAAUACGCCAAGAGGAAUGGGAACGAGUUCGAACACCUAAUCAGCCUUUAGAGGUUCCAGAGGAGCCUUAUGAUCCUAGGUGUUUAUAUGACAAGCUACAGGAACAGAAAAACAAACGAGAUGCCGAUUACGAAGAGGCACACAAGCUCAAGAAUAUGAUAAAGGGACUUGACGAUGAUGAAGUAGAGUUUCUUGAUUUGAUAGAUAGGACAAAGAUGGCUGAGGAAAAAAAGAAAAAUAUGGAAGACGAAAAAGAAAUGAGGGAUUUUAAAGCAGCUGUAGCAUCCCUGCAAGAAAAAUCUUUGGAUAAAAGGUUAAAGCAAGAGUUGAAACAACCGCAAAGCAGUAAUAAAUCUACUAGCAGCAAUAAAAAUUCACAACUCAGACUACUGGCAGGUGUCGUUAAAAAGUCGGCCAAAAAUGAUAACGUAUCACAAGGCGUGAAAAGGAAACUGUCAGAAACUGAAAGUUCUAGUCCAGAGAAACAAUCAGAGGCCUCUUCAGAAAAACAAACGAAAACCAACAAAGUCGUUGAAGUACAUGUUAACAAUUCAAAUUUGAAUAUUGGUGCUCUCAAGUGCAUAGGAAUACUUCCAGGAUUAGGUUCUUAUGAAAAUUCAAGUGAUAGUGACAGCAGUAGUGAUUCAGAUUCUGAUGAUGGCGAAGGUUGCAGCCAACACCAAAAAGUGGACAUGUUGGGUCGUGAGAUAGCGCAACCAAAAGAAGUAGCGGAAGAAUGAUCAUCUUGUUAAU
Copidosoma floridanum is the source of this 1028-nucleotide messenger RNA. RefSeq names its product PSME3-interacting protein. Lineage: Eukaryota; Metazoa; Arthropoda; Insecta; Hymenoptera; Encyrtidae. Gene Ontology annotation, cellular component: nucleus. The record is from RefSeq and is a predicted model, not a curated record.